CGCCAGUAGAGCACCGGUAAAACGACCGCCCUCAUGACCUGCCAAACGACGUCGAAUGAAGUGCAUGGCGUCGCCAGGUCGCUCCUCGUCGCUAUGUCAAGCUUUUGUCGCUCGGCAGAAGCUUCCCACGAGACGAGCAAGAACCAGGGCGCAAGAAACGAAGCUACCAGCUUGUCGUGCACCAUCCAGCAAAUUCGAGAGGCCGUGCGCCCAACGAGCAAUCUCGCUGGCUCGAGUCCCUUGCCUUGUCCCAGCUCAACGAUACGAGUCCACCAGCGUUCGGACCAUUCUGCGCGACCUGUCCCGCCAUGUUCUCAACGGUCGCUUCUCGCGCGAGCUUCUCUCGACGCCAUUGUGCCAUUGUCCCUCGACUACGAAAAUGGCGUCGCGCAUGACUGUCGCGACGAGCUACGAGAGCUUGUCCUGCUACCACCUCUUGCGCAUGGCCGUCGAAGACGACGCCGGGGCGGUCGUGUUCCAGCCAACGCUCGUCGAGUCGGAGCUCCUCCGCCUUCUCGGCGCGCUGCAUGUGGUCGAUGGCGCCAAGAAGAUGCCAGUGGAAGAGCAGCUCGGGCGCUUUGUUGACGCUAGCGACGCCGAUCGGAGCAUUGACGUGGUGGCCUGCUUCGGGAAGCAAGCCGCGGUCCAAGUCGAGCUCCGCCAGCGCGGGUGGUGGCUCACGAAACUCGAACACUAUUUGCACGCGGACGACGAGGGCGUGUUCGUAAUUGUGCUCCCCGAUGCCCGGCCCAAGGUCGUGCUCUUUACGUGGCUGCUGGACAGCGCCUUUGCGCCCGAGUACUUGCGCGAGCGGGCGACAUACGCGCUGCGCUUUGUGACGACGCUGACGUCGACGGUGCUGUGCUGCCUCACGGACGCCGACUGGACUGCGCUUGAAUUGGCGGCGGCGGACGAGACGAACGACAUUGGCUCGAGCUGGAUGAAGUACUCGGUCGAGUUUUCGAUUGCAGAGGCGGCAGUGCAAGACGAGAUCGUGACGUGCGUUGCGCUGCCGACAACGACGCAACUGCCGCAAGGCCUUGUACUCGUGUCGUCGACGGGUCCGACAGCCGUGACAUUCCGCGUGGCAUCGGAGACCAGCAUCACCACCAAGAAGGGUGUCGUGGGGCUGACGCCACCCACAGCCUUUGCGAAGUGGCUGGUCGAUGCUGCGACAACGCACCGCCUUGAGCUGAAAGUGGGUCUCCCGAAGCCGUGUAUGAAGGCGGCGCUAACAGCGUGGUGCGCGUGGCCAACGUGGGCACUGGACCGCGUGACGAUUGCGGGCGUCCGCAACGACAUGCGCCCCGACGUGACGACGAGGGUCGAGUGGGAACUGCACGACUUCCUCGCGCGUUUCUCCCACAAUGCGAAGGUGCUUUGUUACAUGGCACCCGAGCCGCGCUCGGCAGUUGCAGAGGAGCGAGCUCACGCCGAGAUGAUGGCCGACUUGACGAGCCUCUCAAACCAACUCGCUGGAGAGUUGCCAAUUCCAGCGGACCUCUCGUCACUUCCUGCCCAUGUCAAAACCAUGAUCAACGCGGAAGGAGAGGCGAUGUGGCGCGCGACCCCACGAUCGGCUGGCAUCAAGUCGUAUGCCGACGCUACCAAGUCCCCAAGCCAGAGUUGGCUGGUCGCCGACCACUUUGAGCCGUUUUCGUUUCCGUUUGUGGGCAAGAGUCCCGCCGCCAUGGACCUCAUUGUGCCCCGUAUCCUUGCAGACCUGAAGGCGUACUACGACAACUGGUUAUCUGCGCUGCAAGAGUUUUUGUUCGAGCCAAAAGUCGCAAGUGCCAUGGUCGAGCACGCGCUUUUGCAGGCGGACACGACUGCGACGCUCUGCUGCGCCCGAGAUGCUCUCAUCUACGAAGCCUUUGUCGCGGCUAUUGACACGCGCAACCGUCUGCACGCGGCAACGGCGCUGACGACGACGCUCGCCAAAGGCGCCGACGCGGAGCACUUGAGUGUUGCGCAGCAGCAUAUUGGCGACGGUGGCCAAACGCUGUACCUUACGCACCAAGACGGACGCGCGCUCGCCCAGCUGCACUUGCCAUUGCACGUCCGCAUCUUGCUCGUCACGGUCGUUGACGCCGUUCUUGUCGUCGUCUACACGGACGACACCAAGACGACAGUGCGCUCGUACACGCUGCAUGGGCCACGCUCGCUCAAGAAGCACGUGUCGAAGCCGUUUCCGCAUGUGGUCGAGCGCUGCGACUUUGACCCGACGCAACGCACACUGGCGCUUUUUCACAGCGACACCUUUGUCGACCUGCUGACGUUUACCCCGACAUUCACGAAGCUCCUUGGGCGCUCGCAGCGCGUGGAUCUGCGCGUGCUGCGUCCGUUGCCUCCGUUUCGAGACGUUUUGAUGUUUGGCGGCGACCAGCCUGGUCUCUUGUGCGUGGGCGACGAUGGCAGCGCGCAGUCGUACGUGCGGCAGACGCGGCAGCUGUCCAAGCACGUACCCAAGUUUGUCGCCACACCGACGACCAAGGUGGUCAAGUUCAAGGACGGCGCGUUCAUCGUGCGCCUCAUGCCGCUGACCGACCAGUCCCUUCGCGUGCAAACGAUGACCACGCACACCCUCGCGCCGCUGCCCGAGACGACGGUUGCGCUACCGUGUCUCCUCGACUGGAAAGCUACCGAAGCGCGCGCCUAUGCCGACACGAUCCUGCUCCUGGACCCGACGACGGGCGCUGUGGUGGAGCUCCAGCUGACGGUGGUCUCUGGUCAACUCGCUUGGGAGCUGCAGUGCGCACAGCAAGCGGCGCCAGCCAAUUUGAACGAGUCGUCGCUGCUCUGGGCUGUCUUCCACGUGUUUGAGAAGUUUCCCGUGCGCGCCAUGAUGGACGAGACGUCGAGCCGCCCGGCGCUGCAGCUGCGAGCCCACGCGUCGUCGCCGGCGCGUCGCGAAGUGUUUUUAACGACGUUGGACGCGGUCAUGACCAAGCUCGGAAGCCUCCAAAAAGACUUGACGCCGCUGGCGCUGGCCAAGGACGCAAUCGUGGACGCGUCGCUACUGGUGUGGCCGACAAUGGCGCUUGCACCGUGGAUCCUCGAGCUCGUGGGCUUUGUGCCCGUGCCCAUUUGUCGCGCGCAGGACAACCAGCUCCUUUUGCUGCGCGACGGCGUCACCAUGGCGUUUCGCGACGGGUCGGAAGCGCACACGCUGGCGCCGCAGAUUGGCUUUGGUGCUGCGAGCCACGUUCUCCGAGCGUGGAGUGGCCCUGUCGUCGUACUCACGUCGAUGGGGAAGCAGUCGACUGGCAAGUCCUACUUUUUGAACCACCUCACGGGCAGCUCGUUUGCGAUUUCCGGCGCGCGCUGCACGGACGGUGUGUGGCUCACGCUGCGUCAAUUGGGUCGGUGCCUCGUGGUUGUGCUCGACUUCGAAGGCCUCGGGUCGUUUGAGCGUUCGGCGCAAGAAGACACACUGCUCUCGGUGCUCAACGCGGCCGUCUCGCGCCUCACAGUGUUUCGCAUCGAGAUGCGCUUUGACAAGGACGUGGACGGUAUGUUUGCGAAGUUUCAGCAAGGCGUCGCGCUGCUCAAGGGCGACGAGCGCCUUUUCUGCGGCCGUCUGCUUCUCAACGUCAAGGACGUCAACCCGCACGACCAAGCGUCGGUCGUUGCCGAGUUCAAGUCGAAGCUCGAGGCGGUUUUGAGUGAAAACAAGGCCAACAACUUUGUCAAGGUCAUGUAUGGCGGCGGCACGACCAUCACGUGCUGUCCACCGCUUGGCAACCAAGGCUAUUACGAUGCGCUAGAAGAAGCCGCUUGCAGCUUGCACGCUGCGCGCGCCAAGGCCUAUGCGAACGGCGCCGACUGUCACGACACGCUGAACAUGGUGCUGGCCAAGAUUUCGCUGCUCGACUGGACCGACAUGGGCGAUAAUGUGCAAGCCCACAAGUUGGCGCAGCUGUGCGACGACAUUCGCCAUGCUCUGCGCUAUGGCUGUCUCGACGAUGACGAGACGCUUGGCCCGGACGACGAUGCGACGAUGACGGCCCAGCGACAAGCCAUGGUCUUCGAUUCCCAUCUCGACCUGCCACCCGACGAGAUGCUCGAGUUCGAGCUGGAUGCAGCCGACGACGACGUGGCGUCGACUCUGGCGUCGGCAAAAACCAUCUUGUUGUGCUACCUGGAGCAGUUUCUGAUGCAAGUGGACGCACCGCGCAGUCUGGUGCUGGAAGCGCGCUUUGAUGUUGUGUGGAACUUUGUCGUCUGGCGCCGCGAGUACCGCGUGCGGUCGUGGUUUGCGUCGCUCGCAGCCAGUGGCCGCGACGAAGCCGAUUUGCUGGACGUUUGCGUGCGCCGGAUGAAGCAGUACCUGCGCCGCUGCCAGCACACGUGCGCCAAGUGCCAGCUUGGGUGUUUUGAGUCGAUUUUGCACGAAGCCAACGUCGACCAUGACUGCGGCACAGACCACACGUGCGCAGGCUGCUGCUCGUACUGCACGGCGGGCAAUGUGCCGUGCGGGGCCGCCGCCGGACACACUGGCCCCUGCAACUGUACAUACGCCAACCACACGUGCACGUCCCCCUGUGUGAUGGCGAGUGCGAGCAACUGCGACGGCGACUGCCACCUGCCCGUCGACCACGACGGACCGCACGCGUGCAACGUGGCCGAGCAUCGCUGCAGCCACGCGUGCACGGCGCCCGACUGCCGCAGUCUGUGCACGCAGCUCUUUGCCAUCACCCACGAUCGUCACGACUGCGGAUCGUCCAGUUGUAUGCGUGGCUGCAGCAUUGCGGGGUGCUCUCGCCUGUGCCAUGUCCAAGACCACUUUCAUGCUGCCGGCCAUACCUGCGGCGCGGACCACCGAUGCGCCACCGAGUGCGCGGCCGACGGCUUAUGCGAGGUCAAGGUGCAGCGUACGCCGACGACCUUUGAGGGCGGCCGUGGCACGUUUGAAUACACGCAGCAAACGAUGGUCGGCGUGCGCAAAAAGUGUGCGGCCUUGCUGCCAGUCGGGGCGCUCGAUCACGACGGCGCCGCGCACCGCUGCGACGCGACUGACCACACGUGCGCUGCGCAGUGCCCGUGUUGCCGCUACUACUGCACCAAAGCUGUCGGUCACGCGGGUUUGCACGCGACGUCGCACGGCAACAUGACGGAGACGUACUUUGUCUCGGAUGUUGCCAGCGUUGACAUUGCCGGACGGGCCUACGUGGCGGGCGAAGACGGCGUUGCCGAGAUGUGUCCUUUCUUUUGUUCGAAGAUGGGACGCGGCCACGUGCACUAUGUCCCGUGCGACCACGCGAGCGCCGAUCUCUGCAAUGCCUCGGACGGGCGCCGCCACUGCACGACGGCGUUGGAGCCACACCCGACACGGCCCAUGGACGAAGUGCUCCACGCAACGUACUGGAAGAUGCAAGGGUGGGAGGACCCGGUGGCAAGUGCCAUGGACCGCAACGCCUUUGGCUUGUGUCCGUACCAGUGCGCGGCCCCCAGCCACAAGGAAGGCGAGACGUCAUUUUGCACGUUGGAGGCCUGGCAUGCGCCGGUGGUGGCCAACGCGCCGCCCGGCCACACACUCGCGCGCGGCCACGUGCUGCCAUGCACGCACACGGCGCAUCGCGGCCAGGUGCACCACGUGUUUGUCCUCGACACGUCGGGCUCGAUGCGCGGCCAGCGGUGGACUGACGCCAAAAACGCUGUGUACGAAUACAUUGCUCAGCAGCGCGCCAAGAAGGGGGCCAUGUACCCCGACAUUGUGUCGGUCAUUUCCUUUAGCGAAGGCAGCCAAAUCGUCUACGAAGGUCGGUCGCUGUGCAAGAUGGGCCGCAAGACGUGUGCGGCGAUUCCGUUUCGCGGCUUCGGCACCAACUACAAUGACGGUCUGCGCGCGGCGAUCGAGGUGCUGUCGCGCAACGACCACACGACGUACACGCCGGUGCUGCUCUUCUUUACGGACGGCCGCCCCCACCACGCGAGCAAUGGCAUCGCGGUCGCCGUGCACGCCAAGACGGGGCUGGUCUCGCGCAGCGCAGUACCGUACUAGCAGGCUGGGCAGCGCUCGGAGUCAAGGAAGGAAUUCGACGACUGAAAGCCAAAAUAAAGUUUUU
Molecule: messenger RNA, 6068 nt
Organism: Saprolegnia diclina VS20
Lineage: Eukaryota; Oomycota; Saprolegniomycetes; Saprolegniales; Saprolegniaceae
Exons: 3
Coding region: 56-6004 (1982 amino acids)
Molecular function (GO): GTP binding
Source: RefSeq, a predicted model, not a curated record